AUGAGUGAACUCCAACGCUCCUUCGCACGCGCCCACCUGUCGCGUCUCCCUCCGGAAGCUCCCGCCAUUUCUGAUGUCCCGACUGCUCUCGAGGGUGAAUCUCUCGAUGCGUGUCCGCCAUCUCCGGAGGAUUCCUCCUCAUCCGCCUCAUCUGCUUCUUCAGUUGGUACGAUAGUACCCUCACCAAGUCGGAAUCUAUUCGAAAGGCCCAAGGGUACUGCCGCUGGAUCGCGGAACGGACCGCUUCCUUGGAAUGAUUUCUUUUCAGAAGAGCUUUUCUUCGAGCAGAAGACACCAUCAGAGACCAUUGUCCAUCAUGCUUAUUUAACACCACCCUCGUCUUCGGGGCCCUUGAUUGUUACUCACCAUGGCGCCGGGUCAUCAGGCUUAUCAUUCGCAAUUUUUACAGCCGAGUUCUUGAAACUGGUCCCCGAAGCAGGCGUCUUAUCUCUAGAUGCCAGAGGCCACGGUCAAACAACAACGACAGCCUCGUCAGGCGGUAGCCCUCCUACACAGGACUUGAGCUUGACUACAUUAGCCGAAGACCUGGCUUUCGUGGUCAAUGGCGCAAAGGCAAAGAUGAAGUGGGCCAACUUGCCGGACAUCGUGCUUAUCGGCCACAGUCUAGGGGGUGCUGUAGUGACCGAAGUGGCUCAUCAAAAACUGUUGGGCAGAUCACUCCUAGCAUACGGCGUCUUGGACGUUGUGGAAGGCUCUGCCAUGGAUGCUUUGCGCAGCAUGGAUACAUAUCUCUCCACCAGGCCAAAAUCCUUCCCUUCCCUCGCGUCCGGGAUUGACUGGCACGUCAAAUCUCGCACGAUACGGAAUACAACCUCGGCGAGAGUGUCGGUCCCGUCCCUUCUCCAAGAGUCCGAAACCCACGACAAGUGGUCAUGGCGGACCGAUUUGGCGUCCACAAAGCCCUUCUGGGAAGGCUGGUUUAUUGGUUUGUCUAAGAAAUUUCUCGAGUCCCAGGGAGGGAAAUUGUUACUUCUUGCCGGAACUGACAGGCUUGACAAGGAACUCAUGAUUGGCCAAAUGCAAGGUAAAUAUCAGCUGCAAGUAUUCCCAGAUGCUGGCCAUUUCAUUCAGGAGGAUCAACCGGCCAAGACAGCCCAGGUGGUUGCAGAUUUUUACAAGCGAAAUGAUAGAAGCGCCCUUGUCCUUCCUCCCAAGGUAGAUGACCUGAUCAGGCAAGGCAAACUGAAGCCUGCAGGCCACAAGUGA
Messenger RNA from Exophiala dermatitidis NIH/UT8656, 1227 nucleotides. RefSeq names its product protein phosphatase methylesterase 1. Lineage: Eukaryota; Fungi; Ascomycota; Eurotiomycetes; Chaetothyriales; Herpotrichiellaceae. Bases 1 to 1227 code for a protein of 408 amino acids. Gene Ontology annotation, biological process: protein demethylation. Gene Ontology annotation, molecular function: protein methylesterase activity. The transcript is spliced from 3 exons. The record is from RefSeq and is a predicted model, not a curated record.